Messenger RNA from Psilocybe cubensis, 861 nucleotides. RefSeq lists its product as uncharacterized. Lineage: Eukaryota; Fungi; Basidiomycota; Agaricomycetes; Agaricales; Agrocybaceae. The transcript is spliced from 4 exons. The record is from RefSeq and is a predicted model, not a curated record. Bases 1 to 861 code for a protein of 286 amino acids.
AUGAUUCCUACGGAACGUGAACUUUUCCGUGAGAAAGACAGUAAGCUAUGGAGAGCUCCUCCAACAUGGGCAUUCAUGGUUCUUCGCUAUUCUGGGGUUUUCGCUCUUGUUCCGGGACUUUUUUUCACAUCCCUGCAAAAUCAGCACUGUCAAGUGGCUGCUUCCUUAGGCGAAGUUGGAGUCGUUCUCGUCACCGGAUCAGCUGGGCUUAUUUUUGCUUAUCGUGUGUUCGCCAUCUGGCGCUACAACAAGACUGUGAUGGUUCUCGUAUCGGUCUUGUAUGUUUUCAAUGUUGCCUGUUGGAUCGCAGUUGGUUCACAGCUCCGAGCGUCCCAGGGUCCUCCGACACCUUUUGGCUCUAACUGCAAGUUACACCCAGUCCCUGAUUGGGAUCCCCUGCCAUUUGCUUCAUCCGUGUUAUUCGAUACCACCGUGCUGCUCCUUACAAUAAUCAAGACCAGAGAAGACAAAAUCAAGAGCUCUGCCAUUGGAAAUCAAAUAUUGCGGGACAAUAUCAUUUACUUCGUCAUUCUUUCCGUCACCAACAUCGUAGUUUUGGUCAUAAACUGUCUUGGCCCUAAAUUUGACAACAUCAAGCCUGUCACUCUUCCCUAUCCUACCCUGAUGACUACUGCUAUGGGUACCCGCGUUUACUUGAAUUUGAGGCUGUAUAACAAGAGACGCCACGAGACGUCGACUCUUCCUCAGGUCACUUCGGGCGACACCAUGCGGUUCAAGACAAACGACGUACCAAUACCUCUCAACUCCAUGAGGAGUGCUACCAUGGUAGUUCAGUCUACCCAUGUGCAAAAGGACUGGGACGAUACCAAACUACACACUGUCACCACUGAGAGCCUGUGA